AUGAAGGCAGAAUAUUUGGCACCGAUGAUGGGAGGAGAAGGAGGAGUUAGACCGAGAGAGGUUAGGAUUGAGAAAGAGAAAGAGAAAGAGAAAGAGAAAGAGAAAGAGAAAGAGAAAGAGAAAGAGAAAGAGAAGAGAAAGAGAAAGAGAAAGAGAAAGAGAAAGAGAAAGAGAAAGAGAAAGAGAAAGAGAAAGAGAAAGAGAAAGAGAAAGAGAAAGAGAAAGAGAAAGAGAAAGAGAAAGAAGAGUAGAGUAGAAAGUGGGAAAAGAGAGUUUGUGACAAAAGUGAGACAAAGUGACAACAAACAUUCGCAAGGCUACAUUACCUUCCUCCUCUCCAUUCUACAUUUCCUAGCACAAGCAUUGAUUGGUGUGUCAAAGGUGAAAGGUUACGGACACAUUCUACAUACAGACAGGUGCCCUGCUCCCACCUUUAAAAAGCAGUCACUGCCACCCACCAAAAAAAUCAAACCUACCCCCUUGGCAAAGGGGAACACGUUUAUGGACUUCAAUGACUACAGCACCCUCCUUGCCCAGCACUUGAAAUCCUCCACUACCACCACAGAUCUGUGCACUGAUACUGAGUCUCAGACCCAAGACCACCCCAGGAUUAAUGACCCUGUCACAGAAGAUGAGGGUGAUAGUGAAGAAGAAGCAGAUGCUCACAAAGGCAAUGUGAAAACAACAAUAUUGCUGGGUGGAGUUGAGUCAAGCUAA
Suillus discolor is the source of this 717-nucleotide messenger RNA. RefSeq lists its product as uncharacterized. Lineage: Eukaryota; Fungi; Basidiomycota; Agaricomycetes; Boletales; Suillaceae. The record is from RefSeq and is a predicted model, not a curated record. The transcript has 7 exons. Bases 1 to 717 code for a protein of 238 amino acids.